AUGACUAGAGAAGCAUUUUACAAAAUGCUUGAAGAUGAUAAAGCAGAAGAUGGAAGCAUUAUCUUUGGGAAACCAGUUAUGGGUAUAGAGAGGCAACGAAUGAACUUAGAUCCAGAAUACGGUUGGAGAUACGUAUAUGACCUUAUCCAUGGUCACAACCAACAAUGCUAUCACAUUAUUCGGAUGUAUCCACCAGUAUACAUUCAAUUAUGUGAAAAACUAAAGGAAGCUUAUCAUUUGAAGGAGACUGAUUAUAUAAGCAUCCUCAAAAGCGUUGCAAUUUUUUCUAAAACAUAUGUGCUCACAAUUUAA
Molecule: messenger RNA, 312 nt
Organism: Thlaspi arvense
Lineage: Eukaryota; Viridiplantae; Streptophyta; Magnoliopsida; Brassicales; Brassicaceae
Source: the annotation of a GenBank genome assembly